AAAUAAAGUAAGCACUGGGGACGAGGUUGAGACGGAUCGGACCUACGGCCGGAAGGCCACCGUGCGGCCACCUGACUGUGCUUAACCCGUACACGCGGUACAUAACGUCACUCCUGCAGUCUAGUCCUGGGUUUUAAACAAAUCGCUGAAUUGCACCAAUUCAAACAAUAAUACCCGCACUAAUUAGGUACCCGUGUCAACAACACUCAUACUUCAUAGUCAUAGGCCUGUAGUACUCUGUAUAGGCCAUGGAGGUAGGCCUAGGGGCCUAACGUUGGGGCCUAGGCACCGAUCCUCUGCUCUGUUCCCCGUGUAAAUGUAGUUGUGCUGGCGUCUAGUAUCGAGAUUCCAGUAAUUAUGCCGAUAAGAAACCAAGACACAAGGAUGGCUAAUGCAGUCAAUGGAUUCCAGCAUUCUACACACUCUGGUCAAGGCAACCAUGAUGCAUACACUGUCUACACCCAGUCGGACACCAACCACCCACCAUUAAUAAACUCUGGAUCCACCAGCGUUAAUACAAGCCGUGAUUCCAACAACCAACGUGUGCAGCAGCUACGGAAGGAGUUGCAAUUCUCUACAGUGCGCCGAAUGUUCUGCCUGGUUGUUCUGUUUGACUUUCUACUGAUGACGGUAUUAUGGUUCAUCUAUGUCAACCUAACAAACUCUAGCAUAGCUGCCAGCCUGAAGUGUCAAGUGGAGAAAUACUCUAUGCAGACGUCACUCUUUGAUUUCCCAGUAAUCACUGCCUGUCGAUUCAUCAUUCUUCUGUCAGUAUAUGCAUUGUUCCGCAGCAAACGAUGGUGGACUCUUGCUGUGACUACCACUCUAUCGUGUGGGUUUGUGAUUUCUAAAGUCUUUGUGUAUGAUUUUGAGUAUAAAAAGCAUGAUACGAAUGCCUGUGUGCCAUUAGACACCAAGGCGCAUCCAUUAGACUUCAUCAUUGCUAUAGUUUUCUUCAUUAUGCCAUGGAUAGAGACUUGGGUCCUUGACAUUCAGGUUCUCCCGAGAGAGAAAAGACUCCAACAUGAGCUUGCAAAUCUGAUUGGCCAAGAAAAUAUUACAGAGCGAACUCCUUUGUUGCAACAUGAAGCAUUUCCUGGCAACAGUGAGCCUAUCAGAUUUUACUCCCCAGAGGGAUCUCAAGCCUCAGAUGAAGAGAGUGGAUCUGACUACAGUGGAAGUCUUCGCUCCCAUGCAUCAGAGUUCCAAUCCUUGCCAAACAGUCAAAGAGGAAGUUCUGUCAACCUUGCUGCUUCUAUUCAGGAACAAGAGUACCUUCAGAGGGCUAAGGAGUCACUACGAUUCCUGGACAGAAUUUUAGCCAAGCAUGACGGCUGGCGUAAUGAGUUGAAGAAAGAGGAAUAUAAUGCAGUUAUCACAAGUAAUAGAUUUGACAGCAUCAAGGGAAAGGUCUACAAAUUAGAGACCCAGUUACCAGUUCCUCCAGAGCAAGUUGUGGUUGUACUCUGGGAUAAAGCUGAGAAUACUCCAAGUUGGAACCCAACAGUUCUUGUGAGUGAGGUUCUACAACAGAUUGAUGACCACACAGAUAUUCUGUAUAAUGUAAGCACAGGGGGACCAGGCAAUAUAGUAGCUGGCAGGGACUUUGUUGCUGUGCGGAAUUACUGGCAGCGAGGGGAUGUGCAUGUAUGUAGCAGCAUUGCAGUUGAACAUGCCAAGAAACCUCCAUGCAGUCAGUAUGUCAGGGGAUUCAAUGGACCCACUGGAUGGUUACUUGAACGGCUUGAUGGUGACCCAUCCCAGUCCAAGUUUACAUGGAUUCUCAACACUGAUCUGAAUUUUAAGGUCUGGACACCACAGGCCAUCAUUGAUACCGCCCUCUGUCAUGUACUCAUGGACAUUUGCACCAGCCUUCAAAAGCAUCUACAACAGCUCCCUCAGGAGGCCAAAGUUGUCCAGCCACAAUUUGUGAACAUACAAGAUGCAGAGAAGGCUAGCAUCGGCAGCUUUGAGGAUGUGGAGGAACAUUCACCAUCUCUGGACAGCUUUGGCUCAGUGUAACUAGAUUGAUUCAGAGUUGAAGAGGCUGAAGGUUGAGAUAAUAAAUGAUUUAUAUUUUGAGAUAUGCCCAGGGUGUAACAGCCACCAUUUCGAGUGUACAUGUACAAUGUUGUGAUAUGUGGUGAGGAUAUUUUGGAAAUGCCCCUUGCAGUGUUGUAGUCGAGUUCUUUUUUCCGAGUACCAAGUACUGCCGAGCACUUAGGUUGCUGAGUACAAGUACGAGUACUGUACUUCCGAGUACAAGUCCGAGUACGAAUACUUCCGAAUAUGGCCACAGGGCAAAUGGUUUACUGUGCGUAAUUGGCCCGGGCCCAGUCAGACCGAUACACAGACCCACUCAUGGCUAGCUGUUAAAUGUGUUUGUCCAGAUGUGCACAGAGGAAAAUCAGGAAAC
This is a messenger RNA of Patiria miniata (bat star), 2416 nucleotides long. It is a transcript of the gene stard3, whose product is annotated as stAR-related lipid transfer protein 3-like. Bases 358 to 2022 code for a protein of 554 amino acids. The record is from RefSeq and is a predicted model, not a curated record. Gene Ontology annotation, molecular function: lipid binding. Lineage: Eukaryota; Metazoa; Echinodermata; Asteroidea; Valvatida; Asterinidae. The transcript has 12 exons.